Messenger RNA from Macadamia integrifolia, 1769 nucleotides. RefSeq lists its product as uncharacterized. Lineage: Eukaryota; Viridiplantae; Streptophyta; Magnoliopsida; Proteales; Proteaceae. Bases 399 to 1574 code for a protein of 391 amino acids. The record is from RefSeq and is a predicted model, not a curated record. The transcript has 15 exons.
UGGUACUCAGUACAAAACUGAAAGGUACUUAAAAACGCAUUUACAGAUCAUUCAAAUUUCCGUGGAACUGCGAAUUGCGAAGGAGAAUCGAUCUCAUUUCUUUAUCUGGAGAAGAAAAUCAGAGGAUUCGUCGUCGUUCGUAGCGUUUCUGAACUCAGAAUUGUCUCUGUUGGUCCACUAUUACGAUCCACGAAGUUCAUCAGGUCCCUAAUUCUAUUCAUCACAGGUUUCGCUGAAUCUAAAGAGCUAACCUUGAACACACUCCGUAGAACGUGGAACAGCAUACAUGUUGUUGAAGAAUGCUCCAUUUGGUACCAAAUUUCUCUAAGGUCUUGCCCCGAUAUUCCACUGACUAUCAUUACUGGACAUGUGACUUUUGAGUUGAGGGAUACACCAAGAUGGGAACUAUCCAUCGCAGUGGAGUUCCGAAGAAAUCAAAUGACAAUGCCAGACUUAUCAUCACAACUAUUCUUGGAAUAGUAUUUGGUUUUUUUGUUGGUAUUUCAUUCCCAUCUGUUUCAGUUACUAAGCUUAACUUACAUUCUGGUGGCCUUUUAUCCUCCAUUGAUGCUGCCAUUAUUAGCGAAAAUAGAUCUGGCAGAACUUCUAAAACUGAUCCAAAUAAGAGCAAACCCUCUGAGACUCGUGGAUCAGGUGAUAUUCCAAAGAUAUAUGUUUCAACAAAUCCUCGUGGUGCAGAGUUAUUACCUCCUGGUAUUGUUGUGUCUGAGUCAGAUUUCUAUUUGCGAAGAUUAUGGGGAGAACCCAGUGAGGACCUGAAAACUAAGCCAAAGUACUUGGUGACAUUCACAGUUGGAUUAGAUCAGAUGAAUAACAUUGAUGCAGCUGUUAAAAAGUUUUCUGAAGAUUUCACGAUUUUGCUUUUUCACUAUGAUGGUCGGACAAGUGAAUGGGAUCAGCUUGAGUGGUCACAGCGUGCGAUUCAUGUGAGCGCAAGGAGGCAAACAAAAUGGUGGUAUGCAAAGCGGUUUUUGCAUCCAGAUGUAGUGGCAGCUUAUGAUUACAUUUUUAUCUGGGAUGAAGACCUUGGUGUUGAGCACUUCAAUGCAGAGAAGUACCUUGAGUUGGUAAAGAAACAUGGCCUGGAGAUCUCUCAACCUGGACUUGAGCCUAAUAAUGGGCUUACUUGGCAGAUGACUAAGAGGAGGGGUGACAGUGAAGUUCACAAGGAAACAACAGAAAAAGCAGGCUGGUGUGGUGACCCACAGGUUCCUCCAUGUGCAGCGUUUGUGGAAAUUAUGGCCCCUGUUUUUUCUCGGAAAGCUUGGCGUUGUGUGUGGCAUAUGCUUCAGAAUGAUUUGGUACAUGGAUGGGGACUGGACUUUGCACUAAGAAGAUGUGUCGAGCCACCUGCACAUGAGAAGAUUGGUGUGGUUGAUUCGCAGUGGAUUGUUCAUCAAGUGAUUCCUUCCCUAGGGAAUCAGGGCGAGGCUGAGCAGGGGAAAGCACCAUGGGAAGGGGUAAGAGAAAGGUGCAAAAGUGAGUGGGCAGAGUUUCAAAAUCGCCUUGCUAAUGCCGACAAAGCUUACUUUGCUCAGAUCGGGAUGGGAUAACUACUAGAAUUCUUUGCUCAAUUUUUUCUUAUCAGUCACCUUUUCUGUGAAUGCCUUUAUUGUAUCCUUUCUUAUUCUGAGGGUGUUAGCUUUUUUGUUCUUUAAGUGAAGUUUUCUUCCUUACUGUACCUAGCGUUUUCCCGCAGCUGUUGAGAUACAUAAUUACUAAAGGAAGAUAAUUUCACUUUCUGUCCA